Suncus etruscus (white-toothed pygmy shrew) is the source of this 1179-nucleotide messenger RNA. RefSeq names its product pyridoxal phosphatase (gene PDXP). The coding region runs from base 28 to 906 and encodes 292 amino acids. The transcript is spliced from 2 exons. Gene Ontology annotation, molecular function: pyridoxal phosphatase activity. Gene Ontology annotation, cellular component: cytoplasm. The record is from RefSeq and is a predicted model, not a curated record. NCBI's taxonomy places the organism in Eukaryota, Metazoa, Chordata, Mammalia, Eulipotyphla, Soricidae.
CGCGCGUGGGUCGCCGCGGCCGGUUGCAUGGCGCGCUGCGAGCGUCUGCGCGGCGCGGCCCUGCGCGAGGUGCUGGGCCGGGCGCAGGGCGUGUUGUUCGACUGCGACGGGGUGCUGUGGAGCGGGGAGCGCGCCGUGCCGGGCGGCCCGGAGCUGGUGGCGCGGCUGGCGCGCGCGGGCAAGGCGGCCGUGUUCGUGAGCAACAACAGCCGGCGCGCGCGGCCCGAGCUGGCGCAGCGCUUCGCCCGCCUGGGCUUCGGGGGGCUCCGGCCCGAGCAGCUCUUCAGCUCCGCGCUCUGCGCCGCGCGCCUGCUGCGCCAGCGCCUGCCCGCGGGCGCGCCCGUCUUCGUGCUGGGCGGCGAGGGGCUGCGGGCCGAGCUGCGCGCCGCGGGGCUGAGCCUGGCGGGGGACGCCGGACACCACCCCGGGGCCGCCACGCGUGUCCGCGCCGUGCUCGUGGGCUACGACGAGACUUUCUCCUUCGCCAAGCUGAGCCAGGCUUGCGCCCACCUGCAGGACCCCGAGUGUCUGCUCGUGGCCACCGAUCGCGACCCCUGGCACCCGCUCAGCGACGGCAGCAGGACCCCCGGCACCGGGAGCCUGGCCGCUGCGGUGGAGACAGCGUCGGGCCGCCAGGCCGUGGUGGUCGGCAAGCCCAGUCCCUACAUGUUCGAGUGCAUCACGGAGCAGUUUAAUGUGGACCCCGCACGCACGCUCAUGGUGGGUGACCGCCUGGAGACCGACAUCCUCUUCGGCCACCGCUGCGGCCUGACCACUGUGCUCACCCUCACUGGGGUCUCCCGCCUGGACGAGGCCCAGGCCUACCUCGCGGCCGGCCAGCACGACCUCGUUCCCCACUACUACGUGGAGAGCAUUGCGGACUUGCUAGAGGGGCUGGAGGACUGAGCGCAGCCCCCCCUCACCCCAGAGAGGGAGGCUGGGAUAGGGAGCCCCGGAGGCACCCCCACCCCCAGACAGAGGUCUCUGUUCCCCCUCCAGGGCUUCGACUGGGGAUGACCCCCACAUUGUCUCCUGUGGUUGAUCUAGUCCUAGAUCUGGCCCAGCCUUGUGGUCUACAUUCCAGUUCAGUUCCCCUUCUUUCCUUGCAAUUCAGGCCCUGAAGUUUGCAGGGGGGGAUUCCUCCAGCCCCCUCCCCCUGCCCACUCUCACCCUUUUCAC